AUCUGGAUUGCUCCACAUCGCUGUUAAAUCCUCAAGUGUUUGCUCGUGAUAUCAGCACGUACCUCUGUUUGACAGUCAUUGUUUGGUUAAUGAUAUUUUCAGUCAUGUGUUUAGACUAGGCAGCUGCUUGCUCGCACACCACAGGCUACGCUGUUGCAACGCUGAGAGACGGCCCAGUCUCACUGAAUGCCAUUGAUCUACGAAAGCACCCAAUAUUUUAUUGAGCAAAUGCACUUUGUGUCUCUUUCAUAUCUCUGUCGUCAUCCUGGUGAAAUCCUCCACAUCAGCCUAUUUAUUGUGUUUGAACUCUGCCAUUCCACUUCCCCAGCUUCCCUUCUUUUUCAACUUCUCCACUGACUUUUUGAGGUUACUGUACAGUCCUCUCUACAGCACCGUGAAAAAGGCUGCCUGCUUGCCUACGAGUGUGUCUGAGCGUGUGGGUGUGUGUGCAAGGCUGUAUGUGAGUCGGAGGGUGAAUAUGUUUGUGUGAGUGCCUUUGAAUGUGUAUAUACCCUGGUCAGAGAGUGUUCCCAUGAGGCGCUGGGCAGAGAUGCAGGGUGCUCGAUGCCCUGCUCUGCCACUCCUGCUGCUGAGCUGCUGUGUGUGUGCGGCGGUCGGCUACCCAUUCAGAACACCCCUGGACCUGGAUGUGACUCCACGUGUCACCGUGUUGAGCAGCGGUCUCCAGGGAUGCAGGCAUUUCCAGUCCUCUGCAGUCAACUACAGCACCAUGUUGCUGGAGGCUGACAGUGAGCGUCUCUAUGUCGGGGCCCGGGGGGCUAUAUUCGCUCUCAAUGCCUCUGACAUCUCAGCCAGCUCUGCUCUCACUAUUGAGUGGGAGGCCUCCCCCGAGCAAAAACGCCAGUGUCUGCUCAAGGGAAAAGACAAUAAGACCGAGUGUUUUAAUCACAUCCGCUUCCUCCAGAGGUUCAACUCAACUCAUCUUUACAUGUGCGGGACUCAUGCCUUCAGACCACUCUGUGCAUACAUAGAUGAGCAGAGGUUUGUGAUGUCAUCUCAGCCUGAGGAAGGCAGAGAGAAAUGUCCCUAUGGCCCAACAACAGGCUACACUGCCCUCAUUAUAGACCAGCAGAUGUAUACAGCUUCCCAGUAUGAGUUUAGGAGCUUCCCAGAUAUCCGCCGCAACUCUCCAUCUCCCACGCUGAAGACAGAGGAUGCCCCCACACGCUGGCUGAACGAGGCAGACUUUGUGGGCUCUGCGCUUGUGAGGGAGAGUUUGGACAGCAGCACCGGCGAUGAUGACAAGAUCUAUUUCUUCUUCACUGAGGGGAGCCAGGAGCAGACGACAGUCUACAGCCACAGCAGGGUGGCACGAGUGGCUCGGGUUUGUAAGGGGGACCGGGGAGGCCGCUUAACCCUUCAGAAACGGUGGACCUCCUUCCUCAAGGCCAGGCUGAUGUGUUCUCUGCCUGAGUACGACUUCCACUUCAACAUGCUACGCAGUGUGUUCGUCAUGCCUGGCCACACGCCACAGGACACGCUCUUCUAUGGCAUCUUUGGCCUGGAGUGGAAAAACGUGAAGGCGUCUGCUGUGUGUCGAUUCUCUCUGUCUGAUGUCCAAGAGGCCUUUCAAGGACCUUACAUGGAGAACCAGGACUCUGGCUCUAAGUGGACAGAAUACACUGGAAAGAUCCCCGAUCCACGACCAGGAACGUGUGUGACAGACGCUCUGAGGGCCAGAGACAUCAACGUCUCCACCUCCUUGCCUGAUGAUGUGCUAGACUUUGUCAGGAGGCAUCCUCUGAUGUCCCAGCAGAUCCAACCUUCAGACAGGCACCCCCUUUUGUUCAGGAGGACCACAGACUACACACACAUGGCUGUACACAUGAUCCAAGGCUUAGAUGGACAAACAUAUCAUGUAUUAUACAUGGGCACAGAUGAAGGCUGGUUACACAAAGCUGUAGAAGUCGAGGGUCAACUGCACAUUAUCGAGGAGCUUCAGCUGUUUGAGGAACCACAGCCUGUUAACAAUCUACUGAUAUCUGAAAAACAGAUGAGUGUAUACGUGGGCUCUCCAUCAGGCGUGGUGCAGCUGCCGUUGUCCAACUGCCACAGAUACACUUCCUGCUAUGACUGCAUUUUUGCCAGGGACCCUGACUGUGCCUGGAAUGGAGCCCAGUGUGUGGAUGUUAUGGUACACACAGACAGAUCCACUUUAAUCCAGGACAUCAAGCAUGGCAGCAAGGGAUGUGAGAACACACAAGAUGAUGUCAUCCAGCGGAGCCGCUCUGUGCGGGUGGGUGAUGACGUGCUGCUACAGUGUGAGCUCAGCUCCAACCUGGCCACACCACUCUGGACUCUGGACGGCAGCGAGCUGCAGGGUUAUGGCCUCAACUCAGGCUUCAGAACCGGCACAGACGGCCUGCUGAUCAUCGAGGCCCGGCAAGACCAGAGCGGGCUGUACACCUGCUACGCUGUUGAGAACAAUAUCAAGGUCGCCAUAGUUACCUACAAUGUCACCAUCCGCCUGGACAUGCCCCCUCCUCCACCUGUUGAGCCAACUGAAGACCUUUACAGUUUCUUCGCCACCCUGACAGCACCCACAGAGCACCCAUCCUCAGAGGGGCCCCUGCCACCGCCCCCACCCCCUCUCCUCCCCCACUCAGAGCUGCUCUCCCCCAGGAACAUGGAGGCCAUGUACCUGUCCCUCAUCACCAUCCUUGGAGGCCUGUGUUUGGUCCUCACCGUGGUCCUCGUCUAUGUGGGCUUCUGCCUGCGAGUGGGCAACAGAGGGAAGUACUCAUUACGUGCCGCGGCAGCUGCCUACCCGAACAAUAAGAGGCACAACAAGAACAGAAAACAGCACAGAAGCUCCUCCCACAUGGAGCUGAAGACCAUCUCAAGCCACUGCAAUGGCAACGGCAUUUGUAAUGGAGUUUCAAAGCAACACAACGGUGACAUCCAGGGCGGAGGCUUCCUCCAGAUUGUCCCGGGUGAGGGUCAUCCGUCACCCAAUAAGGAGCCUCCUCCGCCUGCCCCUCCUCUCCCUCCCACACCACAACUUCCAUCUCCAGAUUGUGACUUCCCCAACGGGCUGUCGGCCACACUGCCCAGCGUCCUGAGGAGGAUGAAUGGGAACAGCUAUGUGCUGCUGAGGCAGAGCGACUCUGAAAAUACGUCACCGCUCUGCUACUCCUUCGCUGAGGAGCUCAAUAGGAUCUUAGAGAAGAGGAAACACACUCAGCUGCUGCCCAGGCCAGAUGAGAGCUCCGUGUAGAGAAAUGCAACUCCCCCUGUGGUGGGAGGACUGCUGUAUUCUGGUGCUGAAGUGCCUAUCAUACGCAUCACUAUUGUUGUGGACUAAUGCAAUGAGAGAGUCUUAUCUACAUUCUUUACUUUGGAUUUUUUUUUUCUUCUUUUUUUUUACAAACCCACAUUGAGACAUUCCAGCUCUUUGAACCUUUGGGCUUAAUUCCCAAAUUUCCCAACACAAGUUCCCAAUGAUGGACCAAGAAUGAAAUAGAAAAAAAGUAUCUACCUCACCUUAAUACUGCCCAGAAGGACAUGUGCACUCAGGCUGUAGUCUGAUCCUAGUAUCAGGGCUGAUAUCUCUGUCAAAGAAAGCUCUCUGAUCCGCAAAGCACAGAUACACAAACUCCAAAGAGGAGCAGAGCCCUGUGGGAAUAUAAAUACAUGUGAAGACUUCUGCUGUGGGGUGGCCACAUUUGGCUCAAUUCAAACAGGAGGGCAGCUAGCCAAAGUUUGUUUGCACUGACAAGUGCACAGAUGGCCUAUGCAUUUUUAAAACAUGACACUCACACGUUUUAAAUAUUGAGGGAAUGGAUGUGGUGAGUGAGGGAAUUCGGUUUGCAAUGUUUUCACUUUUAAUCCUGACUUAACAAACACUAAAUAAUAUAACAUUUAACACCAGCCAUCACUGACAAAUGGUGAACUAAUCAUUAUUUAAUAUUACUAUUAACAAAAAGUUGUAGUCAAUAACUAACCAAAUUGAAGAUUAAUUAAUUUAUCAUUAUUUAUUUAUCAUUUGAUUUAGAAAUUAUUAAUGCCAUAAUGUACAUUAUGUAAUUAUUAAUGUCAAUCAGUCAGUUUGUAGUAUUAAAACUGGUUAGAAAUGAAAAAUCAUCAACCUUGUGUUGCCACAAUUAACUAUUUGUUGGUAACUUAGUAAUUUGCAGGUAAACUUUUAGUCAUCAUUAUAAUAUAUAUGCAAACACAAUAAGCACUAAUGUGCUUUAAAUCCUAAUUAAAGCCUCACUUGAGGCUCAUUCAAUCCAUCAUAAAUGGUUGAAACUGUCAUGUUUUGAAGCCUUAUGUUGGUCUUAAUGAUAAUGUUACAGCUCACAUCUGCUACAUGUGGCCAUUAAAGAUAAAUUCACAUAAAUGUUAUAGGGUUUCUGUUAUAUAUAAAAUUCAUAGACUACUAAUGAACAAAUAAAUAAUGUUAUUUAACCUUUACUUUAUUGAAGAAAUAUUGAAUAGUGAUUAUUUCACCAAGUGAUUGUAGACAACCUGAUGAAAAUAUGACAGUAUUAUUUACUUUAAUGCACUUUAACCACUAGUUUUAAAGCGCUUGGGGAAAAUUAUUGGACGCUUCCACAGACUUUAACACUGCAACCCAUCAACAACCAGCGGAGCUUUUCAAUUGGCCGUUUGUCAGCAUGAAGAGCUGCAGCAGCAAAAGCCACAGCUGUGUCCGCUGGACCUUGUUUGACACAAGUGGAUUAGAAGGAAAACAUUGACUGUGUCUCAGCUGAGCCUGAAUCCACUGCUGAGCGACACCCUGCAUGAGACCAUAACACAGAAUGACUGACUGUGGGGCACAAGAAAAAAGCAUCCAAGGUCUGAUGAGCGCAGGCCAGUUUGAGUCUCUCUUUAAUUCAUUCCCAGGGACACCAUCUCCCCACUGGCGUCAGAUGGUAGGAGUGACUGCAAAGAUGUUCUUUUAAUGAACAGCAAAAUCAGAUUCGCUGUCGUUAGUGGACAGUGACGCCAGACACCGAAAGAGAGGCUGGAUAAGGGCUACAGCUUGAGAGUCUCUGCUCCUAGAAUGCAGCUCCCCACAACUGGAAUGAAAAUUGUUGGCUGCAGUGUCUCACCGAGCAGCAUUUGUUCUUCAGACAGUGGCUCUUUGUGUGCAGAGAGCAUCCUUGCCUCUGAUUGAUGCAAACUUGUUAGACCAAACUCAAUGUAUAAUGACCUUUUUCUCACUGCUGCAUGAAUUAUGUUUCAAUACCGCUGUCUUUUCUUUAAGUCAAGGAAAGUACAAGGAUAACUCAUCUUAAUAUUAAUGAAAAGUGCCAAGGUUUAUGUAUAAAAAAGUGCUUUGUGAGCCUAUUUUAUUGCAAAACCAGAAGAAAAGGAUUUUAAAAAAAGAAGGCGUAUUUAUAAUUUUGUACAUUGUGUUUUGGAUUUUAUUGUAUUGUUGCUGUUUAAGUGCCACUUGUGAGACACCCGUCUGUCAGUAGAAGGGUCACAAUUUGCCUGUGUUGCACAAAAUGUGAUAAAUAGGAGCACGGUAGCCAAAAGCAUGCAGAGGCUGCACCAGCACCACAGAAUUUAAUAUGUAUAACCUACUAAUGGGAGGAAAAAUACACCAAUUUACUUAUUUAUGAUAACCUAUUAAUUAGGGAUCAUUCAGCUUUUCUGUCACUGUAAUGUCCACAUAUUAGUUUUGAUCUCUAUUUGCAUGUUACACCAUUUGUGUGCACACCGCAAAUCAAAUUCUUUUACUCAACUAACAAAGAAUAAGAGGGCAGUGGGUUCCUUCACAUUUCAGUAAUGAGUUAAAAUAAAACUUUGUACUUCAA
This is a messenger RNA of Lates calcarifer (barramundi perch), 5789 nucleotides long. It is a transcript of the gene sema4ga, whose product is annotated as sema domain, immunoglobulin domain (Ig), transmembrane domain (TM) and short cytoplasmic domain, (semaphorin) 4Ga. Gene Ontology annotation, biological process: negative chemotaxis; positive regulation of cell migration; semaphorin-plexin signaling pathway. NCBI's taxonomy places the organism in Eukaryota, Metazoa, Chordata, Actinopteri, Centropomidae. Bases 533 to 3238 code for a protein of 901 amino acids. The transcript is spliced from 16 exons. The record is from RefSeq and is a predicted model, not a curated record. Gene Ontology annotation, molecular function: chemorepellent activity; semaphorin receptor binding.